ACCGCCGCCGCCGCGCCUGCUGCAUGCUCGGUGCCGCCUCAGCCCCAGCCGGAGGUGGAAGAUGGCGGAGCCGGGGCCGGAUUGCAGCUCUCUGCUCGACGAGGAUCUUUCCUCCUUCGUCUUCAGUUACCUCGCUGACAGUCAGUACGAGGUGUCUGGCGAGGAGCACCUCUACUCCGACUUCCCUGAGAUUGAUUUGUCCCAGCUGGAUGCCAGCGACUUUGACUCGGCCAGCUGCUUCAGCGAGCUGCAGUGGUGCGGGCAGCACUCGGAGACCGACUCCAGCCAGUACAGCACCGACGACUCCGAGCUCUUCCAGAUAAUAGACAGCGAGAACGAAGCGCUGCUGGCAGCCCUCACCGAGACAUUGGAUGAUAUACAGGGAGAUGACAUGGGCCUGGCUGCCUUCCGAACUAUGGAAGAGGGGGACACGCUCAACCAUGCCUACACCUCGCCUGCCCCCUCCCCCAAACCCACCGCCCUGGUCACGGGGGAGCCGCCCCCGGCCCCCGAGUUUGAUGAGCUGUCUCUACUGAAGAAGUUGCUCCUCUCUCCAUCGCAUGUGCCUCCAAGCUGCGAGGCUCAGCGGGACGGGAGCGCCCGGCGCCCGGGGAACCCUAAAUCCCGACCUGCACGGCCCUGCGCAAAGGUGGAGGGUCCCCGGGACAGGAGGGCAAGCGUCCCGCAGGCACAGAGCCGUAGCUGCACUGAGCUGCACCGGCACCUCACCUCCACUGCCCCCUGCCCCCAGACCAAAGCCCCCCGGGCGCCCGAGGAGUGCCCCAGCAGCCGCCACCACCCGUCCCCAGGCCACUACACCCAUCACGAGGAUGACAGCGACUCCAGUGAGGACUCACUGAGCUCUGGUGGCUCGGUGACCCCUUCCUCCUCAGCAGAGGAUGGCUCCAGCAGCCAGUUCUCCUGCGAGGGGGAGAUGCACUCGGUGGUGGAGCUCAUCCGCUACAUGCACACCUACUGCCUGCCGCCGCGGAAGCUGCCCACCCGCGACGCUGCCGAUGCCAAGCCCCAGCCCUGCAGCAGCCCCUUCAAGAGAGCCAAACCGGACUGCUCUGCACAGUCGGGCCUCCCCAGCAGCGCCCAGAGCCGGCCGGGCUGUGCCUGGCAGGCUGCCGGGGGCUGCAAGAGGCCUGGAGCAUCCUUCUCCAUCCUGAAGGAGCUACUGGCACGGGACCUACUGUGCGAUGUGAGCAAGCCAUACCGCCUGGGCAAGCCCGUGUACGCCGCCCUGGCCCGGCCGCCUGGCUCCCACUCCCCUGUGCCACCAGCCCAGGACAGGGAGGAUGCUGGUGGGACCUGCACAUCCAGAGCCAAAACAGCGCCGGAGAAGAGCGAGCCACGGCAGAGCCCCGGGGUGGAGGCGGAGGCACAGCAGGAGCUGGGUGGCCUCGAGGACGAUGCUGGGAAGCGUACAGGCAUCCCAGGUGCAGCCACAGGGAAGGUGGUCCGCAAGCAGGAGAGCACUGUUUACGCUGUCCGCCGAUCCAAGAGACUCAACCCCGAGCUCGGCCACUGGCUCUCCUUCCUCAACGAGCCAUCCUCCGAGCCCUCCAUCCCCCAGGAGGCAGGGGACAGCCGUGGCCCCCGGGAUGCCCUGACCUGCAGGGAGCCCACAUUGUGCCCGGCGCUGGAGGGCUUCUCUGCUGAAGAGCCUGCGGCCGAAGUGGAGGUGGGGGGCACGGAGGAGGGAGACGGUGGGAGCACGGCACCACCGGCGGAGCUCCAGCCCCUCUCUCUGGGCUCCCCAGGGGAUGGCAAGCUGGGUGAUGGGGCUGAGAACCGGUGCUGUGCCCUCCUGGAGCAAGCAGAAACACCCAGGUGUCUCACGCUGUCCUUGGCGCAAACGGACUCGACAUUUGGGAAGAGAAACUUUGAGCCGAUGCUGACAGUGGAGCUGUGUGGGACAGCAGGUCUCACGCCACCCACCACUCCACCAUACAAACCUGCCGAGGAGGACCUGUACAAGCCAGACAUCCCCCAGGAGCCAGGGAAGGAGGACGGGACAGCCCCCAGCCCCGGGGGUGCAGGGGACGUGGCAGCAUCCCGGAAAGCCCCCAAGAAGCACCCUGAGAGGACAGAGCUCUUCGCCCACCUGAGCCGAGCCGCCGGGCGCCCCACGCUCCCCGAGCAGCAGGGCAUGCUCAAGCGGCCCUUCUCCCGCUCCUUCGGGGACCACGACUACUGCCAGGUGCUGAAGCCUGAGGCCGCCCUGCAGAGGAAGGUGCUCAAGUCGUGGGAGCCCCCGAGCCAGGUGGAGAUGGAGCACAAGAGGAGGGUCCCGGCCGCCCACUACCAGGGGCUGGAUGUUGGCGGCAAGGAGGCAGGCAGCGACAUGCUGUGGAAGGAUGGUGUCAAGCAGCUGAGAGACCAGGAGAUCAGAGCCAGCUUAACAAAGCACUUUGGCUUUCUGGACAGUGCUCUCGAUGAUGAGGACAUGGUCUUCUGCAAGACCCCUGAGUACGACACUGUCUUUGAAGACAGCUGCAGUGAGAGCGGCUCCCCCGUGGAGGAGGAGGAGGAAGAGGAGGAGGAGGAGCAUGGCGACACCAAGCUGUGCUUGCGGAGAAACCCCCUUUCCAGGACCAGUUUGCAUUACUGUUCCCGGAGCAGGUCCAGCUCGGGGUCUUCGUGCUGUCGGUCUCGAUCGCCCACAAGCAGACGGACCUUCAGGUGUGAGAAUGGCGAGCAGUGUCAGGGCGGGAGCGGGCACCGGGGCCAGCUGGAGAAGAGACAGGAAAAGGCCAUCGGGGAAGGCCGCGUGGUGUAUAUCAGAAACCUCUCCAGCAGCAUGAGCUCCAGCGAACUGAAGAAACGCUUCGAAGUGUUUGGUGAAAUCGUGGAGUGUCAGGUCCUGUCCAGGACUAACAGGGGGGAUAAAUAUGGCUUCAUCACCUACCGGUAUUCAGAGCAUGCCGCCUUAUCUCUGAAAAACGGCACCUUGCUAAGGAAGAGGAACGAGCCUUCGUUCCAGCUCAGCUCUGGUGGCCUCGGGCAAGUCUUCCGGACCAGAUACGCUGACUUGGAUUGCAGCGCAGAGGAGUCCUCCCCAGCUCCAGUGAAAAGCAAGUACGAGACCAUGGAUUUCGACAGCUUGCUGCAGGAGGCCCAGCUAAGCCUGCAUCGGUAACAGCCUUAACCUUGGAGGAAUACCUCAAUACCUCAGUCAAGGCACUUCCAAUAUGUUUACGUUUUCAAAGAAAUUAUUCAGUCUAUGGAAAGCGAGAGAGAGCGAGAGAGCGAGAGCACGCACGCACGAGAGAGAGACUGCUGUCCCUUCCGAUCGAUGUUUACAUUGAACAAAGCUGCUUCUGUCUGUGAGUCCCCAUGGUGUUGAUGUCUCACUGCCACAUGUUAGUCCCCCCGCUUCUGACUGGUUGUUUUAGGGUGAGCCUAGGAGCCCCCCGGCCCCCGCUCCCUCCUCCUGCCCUCCCUGUGCUCCUGCCACGGAGUUGCAGCUGUGUUCACCAUAACAUUUUUUUGUCCGUAGUGUGUGAUGAUGAAAUUGUUAAUUGUGAAUAGAAUCAGGAUUAUAAACUAAUUUUUAAUAGAAGAGGAAAAAAAAGUAUAUACUUAAAAAAAUGUAUUUAUGGCUCAGAUGUACUGUAAUUCAGAUUUAUUGUACCGCUUCCUUGAUUUUUAACUAUGCACUGUAAUGAGGCACUUGCCACUCAGCAAAUGGGGGGUCAGAGCAGAGUCACGGAGCCGGCAUUCACCCAUCGGCCGUGGAGGCACCCGCCUGCCCCGCCAGCAAACCAGGGUGCUCGGCGGUCGCGUCGGGAUCACCCACUUUGCUGUCAAAGCCAUUCUUCUUGCUCGCGUGGCCCCAGCCCCCCAGCCCCCAGCCCCCAGCCCGGCUGGGUCGCGGCACCCAGAUGCUGAGCUCGGUCGUCGUGCGUGAUGGAGCCGGUGGGCGGUGGGCAUGCCGGCCCCGUGCCAUUCCCGCCGUGGGGCCAGGCAGCUUUGCAGGCGCGGAGGGCUGGGGUGGUAGAAGGAUGCACUGCCCCGGGGGGGCUGCGGGACCGAUGCCUGCCAGCCAUCGCUGCUCCAGCCCUCUGCCUGUGGAGCCAGGGGGGCCGGAGCCAGCCAGGCUUGAUCCGGCGGGUCCUGCAGGCACAGCCCGGGGGACGGGUCCCUCCAGGUCCCUGCGAGGGAGCCGCCUUGUCCCCAGCAACUUGGGCGGCUGGGAGACCGGCCGGGACAAGCGGCUUGCUCCCUCUCACUUCCACCCCCUGCAAAGCAAGUGGGGCAAGAAGACCCAUCUGUGAUCCCUGCCCCGCAGCCAGCCCAAAAUCCAGAGAGGCAGGAAGGCAGGAGGGGACACAGCAGCCGCGCCGAACGCCUCUGCCCUGCCUGUGCUCUGCCCGGUACCUGAUAAGCCAUACACUUCCCCAGCACCAGUUGGCACGCAGGAUCCGUCCCCCACGCCCGCCGGCGCCCCGUGGUGCACUCGCUCGCUCUGCCUCUGGCCGGGGCCCUCGGGGCUGCCCAGCAGCACUGGAUUUAAGGCAUGCUCAAGCAGCAACCCCCCGAAAUUUGCUUGCAAACCUGCCUUCCAUCUCCAGGUGAGGUGGGAGCGGGAGAGAGCCCACCACUGGCUGGAACAAACAACCGUGAGCCGGCCAGAGGCGCCAUUUUCCCAAGGGAGCGGGAAUCUCUGCUCCUCAAGCCAUCACCAUCAUCUCCAUUUAUUUUCAGACCCAGAGACCACUAGGGAUUCAGCCAUCCUAUGUAGAUAGAAUAUUAUAGCCUUAACUCUGCCAAUAGAUAGAUUAGAGUCUCCUGGGGUCUCCCCUCGACAUGACUUGGGGGUUUUAUUCUCAUUUCCCUGGCGUGGAUAUGAUUUUUUCUUGCAGGGAGUAUGACCAAAGCCUCCGAAAUUGCAUGAGAUGCGAUGCCAAGAGCCUGAGCCCUGCCGAGGUGGCCCUUGGCUCCGGGGCCGUGUGUGCGGCUGGUCUCUGGCAGGAGCAGGAAUGCUGGCAGCGCCGAUACCAGCACAGUUACCUGGCUAAUUCUCCCCGCUGUCGGGGAAGCCGUGGUUCUGAUGACAACCAGCCCGGCGGUGCGAGGGCUCACAGGCCGCUGCGGGGUUUGAACUGCGGGUCCCCAGUCUGCCGCUGGUGAUGAUCACUGUCAGGGAACGGUCCUUGUGCCAUUUCAGUCUCAGCAGUAAGGUUCGGCGUGUCUCCUGCCGCAAGCUCCCCCCACUUCUCAUCCCACCUUAGCAAACACGAGUAGCUCUGGCUGAGGCUGAGCAUCUGCUAUUGGCAAUUGCCUCAUUGUAGCUUUGCCUUUUUCUGUCCUAGUAUUUCCUCACAACGAUGAUGUUUACAUGUGAUUGCUAUAGAGCUUAUGUAGAAUGUAUAUAGCGACACAUUUAGGGUGGGUAGUACUGUCCUGUGCUGUGCUGAUGUUUUUCAGAAAACAAUCAAUCCAAAAAACAAACAAAAAAAAAGCAAAGUAAGUGGAAUUCUUCCAUCUCCCGCUCAGCCGGGGGCACCGAGCCCCCGUGGCCGGACCCCGCUGGGGAUGCAUCAAGCGUGGCGGAGGGGAAGGGUUAGUGCAGAGCUGGGGGAGGUUCAGAGCUGGGGGGAGCCCUCUCCUGGGGUACCACUCAGUCGCUUCCCAAGCAUUGGUUUCGGUGUACCCAGAUACAAAAUUUCGCGUUGUUUUCCUGCAGCUGGGAGCCCCGGGUCAGCCCGCAGCCCCCCCCUGUGCCCAGCCUCUGGGUAUCGCAGGGAGGCCGGUGCUGGGGAAGGGGAGGGCUCGUCCUGCACAGAGCCGAUCAGUACUGCACCCGCAGGGUAGGAAGAGAUGCAAUAAGUGGUCUUCGUGGUGCCUGAAGCCUAUAAGUGGGGUUGGGGUGGGUUUUUUUUUUUAGUUUGGGGUUUUUGGAGGGAUUUUUUUUUCCGUUAAAUUGGGAUGAUUUGUUUUCCCUCCUCCUCCGAGAAAUUUCUCCAGGACUUAUGCACUGUGCGCGGAGGUGUGCAAGGCGCAGAGGCACAAGUGUGGCUGGGGCAGCCCUCUGCCGCUGCCCACGCCUGCUGCAGGGAAAAGCAGGGGGCACGUGCUGCCUGCCCUGGGGGCACGUGCUGCCGCCCCAGGGGCUUCCCCAGCUAUUUAGGACUAGGUGAGAGUGGAGGGUGUUCAGCUCGAGAAUCACAGGUGUGACAAUCUGCUGGGGUUAAAAUCCCUCACAUGGGGUUCGUGGUGAAAAAUAAGUUUCCACUUUUUUUUUUUUUUUGUUUAAAUACAAAGUUGUCUUUAGCUCGCAGGGCUUGAGUCUGCAAAGGAAGGAGGGGUUGGGCAGAAGGGGCAGGUGAGAGCUCCCUCCUUUAGUGGCCUGUGACUUUUGGGUGCUGGCAGGGCAGCAGGGCAGGAGCAAAGCAAUGGCCGGGCACUGCACGGGGAGAGGCAUCCCGCACCGCCGGGGAAGCCAGAGGCACCCAGCGCUUUGCGGGAGCCUCAGCCCCGGAGCUGCCAGGGCUGGGGAGUGGGGAUCGCCCUCCCCAAAGAUUAGCUUUAUAUCCCGCCCAGUCUGUGGCAUCGCGGCGGGUGCCCCAGCUUGGCACCCCAAAAAGGGACCCCCCCGUCCCCCCUGGCAGCCCCGGGAAGCCACCCCCGCCACCUGCGAGGGCCGAGGCGGUGGGGCAGGUAAGAGCACUACUUCAAAGAGAAACUGGGAGCAAAAGGGUUUCUUACGGUAGGCAAUAAGUGCGGAGGAGAUUUAUUUUUUUAAAAAUAUAUAACUAUAGAAUGUCCCCCAGUUGUUUCCUGCAGGUACUGCGGGGAAAUGCUGAAUGUGAAGAGUUUCAUGAUAAAAUGCCCCUUUGCUUUUUUUUGCACAGAUUUGCCCCAGAAAAGCUCGUUGUUCAGGGUGGGGUACCGGGUUUCUGGCUGGAAUCCAGUGGGUCCCUGGGGCUCCGCGGGAAGGAGCAAAUGUUUCCGAGUGUCUGGGCUGAAUGCAGAGGACAAUCCCAGGUUUUAGGUUCGAUGCCGCCCCAAAGCAAAGGUUCAUCCCGAUUCCUACUCAGCGCAGCUGGCUGGGCUGCACACCUUUAACAAAGCGGCAGCUCCGUCACCACGUUACAGUCUUGAGUGUCUGAUUUCAGCACUGGUCCACGCGAAGGAGCGUUGCAAUUGCUGACCAGCACUUUUUUUUUUUCUUUUUUCUUUUUUUCUUUCUUUUUGGAGGUAUGCUGAAUACUGAGAUACAUCGUCGUUCGUAGCUGAGCCCUGACACCCUUUUCUGUUCUAAGCGUCGUAGUCCAUCCCCGACAAUCUCAAGCAAUAUAGAGCCAAAUGCAGCCUUCGGGUUUCAUUCCUCUUCCCUCGCCCAGCCUGGGGCCAGGGGUGGCGGCGGCAGCCUGGCUGCAGUGCCCACGGCCACGGCGCCCAGCCGAGAGCCACGCUGCGGUGAAUACUGAGUUGGGGAGGGAGUGUGUGUAUGAAUGUGAGAAAGGGAGAGAAAGAUUAAAUUGAUGCAUUUCUUGAGAAAGGUGUAAGAAUUUCACCUAAAAAGGGGCACAUCUGCUUUGUUAUUUAUAAAAAAAAAGCUAAAUUCUUUUUCUUCUUUUUUUUUUUUUAAAGUAAAAGGACACUGCUAAUAAUUAUUAGGGGCCAAUUCUGCCUCCCUUCCUCAUGCCGAGUAAGUACUACUUAACUCUGCAGUUUUCUACUUGCAGAGUAAGUAAAAGUAGCAGAAUUGAUCCCUCUGUGAUUAAGAAUCAAGUUUUUAGUCUGUUUGGUUUUUUUUUAAUUGGUAGCGGUUUUUUAUAUUUCACUUAAUUUUUUUCCCCAGUUCCGUUCUGUUGUGUCCUUAUUUAUGUAAUAUACUUUAACCUUAAAAGAUGGCAUGGAUUCUUAUGCCUUUCCUUUAUUAUUAUUUUUAAAGAAGAGAUUUAUUUCUAGUGUGAUUUAACUGUCUACCUUCUAAAACAAGAGAACGUUUUCUUGUAUUUUUACAUUGUCAGAUUCUAUAGUUUCAUAGAUAAUUUAACCAAAUCGCUCAAUGUAUUAUCUAUAUCUAUGCGGUGGGUAUAAAAGUUCUAUUUUAAAUUGUGUAAAUACUUCAGAACUGGCUUCUUUUUCCAGACUCCCCUGCUGCGGAGUUACUUGUUUACAUCAAAAAGACUGUAGAAUCUCUACGCUCAUGUACUGUAAAUAGUGAAGUGAUCUGCCUAUAAAUAAACGAUAACAUAUAUACUAUAAAGUGGAAAGAAAAACAAAGCAACACGUCUGUGCUGCUAAUACUUGGGUUUAUUAGUGCAAACCUGCUCUGGGAGGAGCUGUUUUGCUUUGCAGAAGGUGCUCUCCUGCGUCUGCCUGGCCGGCAGCGGGAUGGUGGGGGCACGGCCGGGACCGGAGGGGGGGGGGGGUGGCGGAGCCCCCCCAGCUCGCUCGCACCAACACUGCACCACGGCCAGGGAUGCAGCUCCCGCGAGGGAAUAUCUCUGUAUAUUUCUAUUUUAAGUGUGGUUUCUUGUAGUUUGACUCGUACAGCAAAAGCCUGGGCUCUGUACUCUGGACUUUGGGAGGGGUGCCACUGCUGCAAGACCCAUCGUGGAAGAAAUCCUCUGGACGGGGCGGGGGGUUAAAAGUGAAGUGGGGCACGCACCUCAAAUUGCUUGGGUGGGAUUAAGAGAGCAAAGGGCUGGAUUGCAAGAAAAAGUGUGGAACAGAUGGUGAUGCAGCAAGCGUACAGCUCAGGAUGGCACCUGGAUAGUCCCCCCGGUAGCGGAGAGCAGUCCUGCAGGAGCCAGCCUGCUCUCCCAGAGACAUGGCUGCAGUGGCCGAACCGCUGUUUCCCAGUUCAGGGUGUCCUGGUGUCCCAGUCACCGGGAGAGCCCAGGCUGCGGAAGGGACGGGAUGGAAAGCCCAGGCAGUCGGAGGCAGCAUGGAGGCAGCACCCCGGCAGCACCUGGCGCACGGGAGCCCAGCACCAGCCCUCGCCCCUGCAAGGGCUUGCCAGGUCGGAGGCAUCGCACUGAAUUAAUCUGGAGCAUGGCGUGGUGAUGCUGCUGGACCUCAGCAGCCCGAAAGGAGGAGGUCUGCAAUGUGCUGAGCUGUCCCGGCUGCUUUUUUUCCACCGAUUUGCACCGAUUUAGGCAGCUGCCCUAGAGCUGCCUGUCUCCAGCACAGCACAGCUGGUGGGACCCCAGCACGGGUCCCUCUGCCCAGCCACGGAGCCAGAACCAGCCUCCCACCCCAAAGCCAGCCCCUCAUCCCUGUGACUGCUGCACCUGAGUGGA
Messenger RNA from Grus americana (Whooping crane), 9266 nucleotides. It is a transcript of the gene PPARGC1B, whose product is annotated as PPARG coactivator 1 beta. The transcript is spliced from 12 exons. Gene Ontology annotation, biological process: positive regulation of transcription by RNA polymerase II. NCBI's taxonomy places the organism in Eukaryota, Metazoa, Chordata, Aves, Gruiformes, Gruidae. Gene Ontology annotation, cellular component: nucleus. Gene Ontology annotation, molecular function: RNA binding; transcription factor binding. The record is from RefSeq and is a predicted model, not a curated record. Bases 62 to 3145 code for a protein of 1027 amino acids.